Molecule: messenger RNA, 1926 nt
Organism: Osmerus eperlanus (European smelt)
Lineage: Eukaryota; Metazoa; Chordata; Actinopteri; Osmeriformes; Osmeridae
Gene: csdc2a
Product: cold shock domain containing C2, RNA binding a
Exons: 4
Coding region: 442-915 (157 amino acids)
Biological process (GO): regulation of mRNA stability
Cellular component (GO): cytoplasm
Molecular function (GO): mRNA 3'-UTR binding
Source: RefSeq, a predicted model, not a curated record
UCAUCCCCGCCCCGAUCAACACUCUUUCUCUCCUUUCUUUUCUUUUAACCCUCCCACCAUCCUGCCGGAACUGAGACGGGAGAAUCGUAUGAGCUUUGCAGCCUCAUUCUUUCAAUGUCUGCUGAUUUUUUUGGAAUUUAUUUUAUAUUAUAACCAUAUAUCAUUACAUAACUGAAAAUGAGUCAAAACAUCUUUCGUUUGACCAAGACGACCUGACAUUUUACGGAAAACUACUCAGCACCUCUAGAGCUCCCGCUCAUUAACUACUCUACACACACACAAACACACCUCUCUCUCUCACACACACUCACAUACACAAACACCACACGUACACACACUCCCAACACGUCUGCCAUGCGGACAGUGUAAUCCUCUCUACCCAGCUGCUGCCCACCUGAGGCAGUCCUCCAACCCCCCACUUAUCCCCUCAACUUGACUGAAAUGGCAGACUCCAACCCCUCCUCCCCAGCGGACUCCCCCAUGCCACUGCCCUCCCCCCGCACCCCUCUGGCCCUGUCCUUCCCUUUCCUGAGGGAGGGCAGCAGGGUGUGGGAGAGAGAGAGGAAACCCCCCCAGCCUGGAGAGUUGCCCAGCCCCCUGCCCACCAAGCGUACCCGCACAUACUCAGCGACCGUGCGGGCUACGUCAGGCCCUGUGUUUAAGGGUGUGUGUAAGAACUUCUCCAGGUCACAGGGUCACGGCUUCAUCCGGCCCUCCCAUGGUGGGGAGGACAUCUUUGUUCACAUCUCUGACAUUGAUGGGGAAUACGUCCCGAUGGAGGGAGAUGAGGUCACCUACAAAGUCUGCCCCAUCCCUCCCAAGAACCAGAAGAUACAGGCAGUGGAGGUGGUCCUCACACACCUGACCCCAGGGAUCAAACAUGAGACCUGGUCUGGACAGAUCAUUAGCUCCUAAGCUGCUGUAGGGUUUGAGGGUUUGGGGACCUUGUGGGUCUCAAGGUAGGAUCUGGAGGUCUGGAGACCUUGGAGGUUUGAAGGUAGUCUUGGGGUCUGGGGACUGAGUCUGGUGUCUGGAUGCUGGGGCUGGAGGGAGGGAGGGAGGGAGAAGAGUGAAUGGUGAAGAAAGGGAGAUAAGAAGGAAAAGAAAAAGGGACAGGAACCAGAGGAUGGAGUAAAGACUUUAAAAAGCUAUAGAAUGUAGAAAGGUCUUGAGAAUGUGUGACAAAAGUAAGAAGAAAGGAGCAGUUUCGGUUUUGCUGUGUUUGGAUUGGUUUUCUAGUCGUGAAACGACAGUUGGUGGUAUUAGGGACAACUGUGAAAACCAAUGAGCAGCAAACCUUCCUAAAUUAUAUUGUUUUACGUUAGAUUUGUUUAUUAUUUAUUUGGAAACAUAUUUAUUCCAUUAUCUAUUACAGGGAAUGUAGGUUGUGCUAGUAAUGAGCAUUUACUGAUAAAUUGUACCAAUCUAAGCCUGGCAUAAUCUACUGUACUAUACACACACUCCUAUGAUAGUGCCCUGAUUCCACUCGGUACAUGAUCUUUCAGGAUUGAAUAUGCUUAGCUCAUGUUUAGCUCAUGCUUAACUCUGUAAAAAAGGCACUUAUUAAUAUACAAGAUUACGUAUCCAUUUUACGUUUGUAAAAACCCCAUGACGUCCCACCUAAUACAUGUUCUGUAUGCACACUGUUGUGUUCAGUAGUCUUUGAAACAUGAAUUUAAUGUUUCACCAUGCACUAAUAUUCUAAUAAAUUGUCUUGUAAUCUCUAUGUAUCCUAACUGACAAGUUUGAUUUUCAUCAUUGUUUUAAUAUACUUUAAGACACAGUAAUAACAUAUGUUUCGUUCAUAAACAGGUUGUUCAUAAAAAGUACAUGUGUUUCACAUGUACUUUUGUGUAGAAUCAUUGUGAAUGCUGUAAUUUUGUUUUAUCAUGUGAAUAACAUUAAAAUAAAAAAGUUACUACUGUA